Messenger RNA from Carica papaya (papaya), 648 nucleotides. The record is from RefSeq and is a predicted model, not a curated record. Lineage: Eukaryota; Viridiplantae; Streptophyta; Magnoliopsida; Brassicales; Caricaceae.
AUGGCAAGCAAAGUUCUGCAGGAGCAAGUGAGGUGCAUGAUGAUCAACGAUGAAGGUGCAGAUCUGUGGGAGAGACUUUAACUGAUUGAUGAAAUUGAACGGCUAGGAUUAGGCUACCGUCUCGAGAAGGAUAUAGCAAAAACAACAUGGCUAUCAAGUCUUCCAAGUUUCAAGUCAAGUGUAUACGAGGAUGUGAAGGAAAUUUUGAGCCUCUAUUAAGCUUCCUAUUUGGAAUAUAAAGGAGAAAACAUCUUGGACAAGGCUAAGGAAUUCACAAGAAAUCAUAUAAGGAAAGUUAGGGAAGAAGAAGACAUGGACCAAAUGAUUGUCAAAGAAGUAAAUCAUGCGAUAGAAACUCCAUUAAACCGCAGGAUGAAAAGGCUGGAAGCUCGAUGGAGUAUUGAAGCUUAUAGUAAAAAACAUGAUGCAAAAUCAGAAGUACUUCAACUCGCUUCUCUGGAUUUCAAUAUGAAGCAAUGGGAUGUGAAGAAUGUUGAAAACCUUCCUGAUUACAUGAAGUUGUUUUUCCCAUUACUCUACAACACCAUCAAUGGUGUGGUUAAUGAAAUUCUCAAGGAGAAAGGAGAAAUUGUUCUUCCUUAUCUCACAAAAGCGGUUCUGGAUCUUGGUCCUCUUGAUCUGAAAUAG